AUGCUCUUCUCACGGGCGAGUCUGCUGUUCGCCUUGUCGACUGUUGUUGCUGCUGCGCCUUAUGAGAAGCGAUGGUUCGGCGGAUGGGGCCAAGGAUCAAACUCGGACGUUCUCGAAUCGUUUCUAGACUUUGGCAAGAGACAUUCUUGGAGAGGGCGAACGACGACUCAGGGCCAAUGUAACGUCGCUGCAGUGCAGAUGCCUCAAGCACCGAAGCCCUUACCGCCCCCAUCAGAAGGCCUCACAUUAUACCACGUUGCCGUCGGCCGAGGAACCCAGAACUACACCUGCGACCUAAGCAACUCAACAGCCAUCCCCAUCGCAGCUGGCGCCGUUGCCUCGCUCUUCAACGUCACCUGCAUGUCUGCAGACAGCCCAACUCUCCUCUCCGCCAUCCCCAACAUCGCCCUCGAACUCCCCACACCCACCGCCACCGACGCGACGAGCCCCAUCAACCGCGACAUCUCAGGUCACCACUACUUCACCGACCUCACGACCGCUUUCUUCAACCUCGACACCACGCUAAGCACCUACGGCGCAGGAGGCUUCAAGAAGACCAACUCCUCUGAUGCCCCUUCCACGGCCGUCAAAGGCCAGCAUGGUCAAGGCUACGGCUCCGUCCCGUGGUUGAAACUCCAAGCCAAGACCAAGGACGAAUGCGUCUUCCAAGAAGUCUACCGCAUCAACACCGCCGGCGGUAACCCGCCCAAGACCUGUCAGGGCCAGCAAGCAGCCUUCCAGAUUGAGUACAGCGCCGAGUAUUGGUUCUACUCAUAG
This is a messenger RNA of Zasmidium cellare ATCC 36951, 777 nucleotides long. RefSeq lists its product as uncharacterized. The coding region runs from base 1 to 777 and encodes 258 amino acids. The record is from RefSeq and is a predicted model, not a curated record. The transcript is spliced from 2 exons. Lineage: Eukaryota; Fungi; Ascomycota; Dothideomycetes; Mycosphaerellales; Mycosphaerellaceae.